Galleria mellonella (greater wax moth) is the source of this 9700-nucleotide messenger RNA. RefSeq names its product translational regulator orb2 (gene orb2). Gene Ontology annotation, molecular function: mRNA 3'-UTR binding; ribosome binding; mRNA regulatory element binding translation repressor activity. The record is from RefSeq and is a predicted model, not a curated record. NCBI's taxonomy places the organism in Eukaryota, Metazoa, Arthropoda, Insecta, Lepidoptera, Pyralidae. Gene Ontology annotation, cellular component: nucleus; neuron projection; cytoplasm. The transcript has 10 exons. Gene Ontology annotation, biological process: negative regulation of cytoplasmic translation. Bases 49 to 1335 code for a protein of 428 amino acids.
GACUGGUAGUGCACGUCCGACCAGCGCCGAGGUCGGACGUAUGUCUGUAUGGGUGAACUACAGUACCCCGGCGCACCAAGCGUCGCAGACGACGAGAGACAAUACAGGGCUCCGUUCCGACGGGCCCCGCAGUACAGAUGGCCGGCGCCGCAGCCCCCACAACCGUCGGCCUUCGCCCCGUGGCGGAGGGCCCCAGCGCCGCCGCGGCCCCAAGAUUAUAGACGGAGCGCCUCCUACCCUGGCAAACCUGAUGAACCCUACCAGGAGAGGAGCGGUUUGGACAACAUGCGUUCACUGGAACAUUAUUUGACAGACAUCAUGAGGGCCGACACGUCAGAUCAUCUAAAAGGCAAGUCGCCGUUCUUCCCCGGGGUGGAGGAAGCGGCAGUGGCGGCAGGCGCGGCGGGCGCCGGCUCGCCUUCCGUGCCCGCCGAUCAGGCGCAAGAUGUCGUCUCCAGACUAAGUGCGGCUGGUCUGUCUAUGUGUGUGAGCGCGCUCGGCUCGCCGGCGCGCUCGUCGCCCGUGUCAGCCGGCUCGGAGCACGGCGAGCGGUUCAGCCGGAAGGUAUUCGUCGGGGGGCUGCCGCCGGACAUUGACGAAGACGAGAUAACGUCAUCGUUCCGACGGUUCGGCCCCCUGGUGGUGGACUGGCCACACAAAGCAGAGAGCAAGAGUUAUUUUCCGCCCAAAGGAUACGCUUUUCUUCUAUUUCAAGACGAGAGCUCGGUAGCGGCUCUGAUGGAGGCGUGCAUCACCGACGACGACAAGCUGUACCUGUGCGUGUCGUCGCCCACGAUCCGUGACAAGCCGGUCCAGAUACGGCCGUGGCGGCUGGCCGACGCGGAUUUUGUGCUCGAUGCCAGUAUGCCGCUGGAUCCGCGCAAGACCGUCUUCGUGGGUGGAGUGCCUCGCCCGCUAAAGGCCGUGGAGCUGGCGAUGAUCAUGGACCGAUUGUACGGCGGGGUGUGUUACGCCGGUAUCGACACGGAUCCUGAGCUCAAGUACCCCAAGGGCGCGGGACGUGUGGCGUUCUCCAACCAACAGUCGUACAUUGCCGCGAUUUCGGCGCGAUUCGUGCAGCUGCAGCAUGGGGACAUUGACAAGCGAGUCGAGGUGAAGCCGUACGUCCUGGACGACCAGAUGUGUGACGAGUGCGCCGGCGCGCGGUGCGGCUCUAAGUUCGCGCCAUUCUUCUGCGCAAACGUCACCUGCCUGCAGUAUUACUGCGAGCACUGCUGGGCGACGAUUCACUCACGGCCCGGACGCGAAUUCCACAAGCCGCUCGUCAAGGAAGGCGCUGACCGUCCGCGAGCGGUGCCCUUCCGCUGGUGUUAGUGAGCGGGAGUGAACGAGAGUGGGCGCUAGUGGGCGGGAGUGAGCGGCACGGGCGAGCAGUUGGUGGGAAUGGCAAUUAUGAACAGACGUGAUUCUCGUAUCUUUGCCAUAGAGGUAAAUGAUGGGCUGUAGGUAUGAAACUGGAAUCAUGUGUUGCAUAAUGAUAUUCAUACCUAAAUGUAGCAAUGUCUGUAUUAAGUCGGUUUUGUUUAAAUAUUGAAUAAUUUUCGAUGUUCCUAAAAGAUAAUUUAAAAAAUAAACUGAUAACAAACUAAAAUGUUAUAAAACAUUAUGCACGUUAAAUCCAAAUGCCACUAAAUAUUUUGCUUUUAAAAUUUCCCAAUACUUUUAAAAUCCAAAAUUUCGGUUCGGUAAUAAAGGUUAGGUUAGGUUUCCCUCGACAUUAACAUUUUAGUUAGCUAUCAAAGCGUUCUUUAAAUUAUCAUUCAGUAAUGUUGAAAGUUUUUAAAAACGACAAUUCAGAGUUGCCACACUUUGUUAUGAAUGCCAUUCCCUUAAUUGACCUUACCCCACUCUACCCCAUACUUCUCGGCCCUGCCGUACACUCGUCCAGAAUUGUUUUAUGGCGGUAGUCUCGUAAUACCGCGCUAAUCACUCUGUUAAGUUUCCUAAAACGGUGUUUCUACUACCGCGUUGAAUCAAUUCUGUAUUAUACAUAAAACCCAAAUCAUACGGAACGGUUUAAAAUGGAAAAAUUAAUCCGAGUAGCGAUAUAAUCUUGUCUAUGACAGACUACAAGGGUUCGAUUUUUCCAUUAAUUGGUAACAAUUGGCAUAAAUGCUGGCAACAUUAUUACUUAAUGACAAAGUACGAAGCGUUUCGAAUGUCACUAACGGAUACGACACACUGAUUGGAAACCGUAAGCUAUUGACUAUGGCAAUAGAAAAUAAAAUAAAACAAUUUAAUAAGCGACAUUAUCCAAUGUUUAAUAUUAAGCAGAAUAUUAUAGAAUUCAAGUACAAGCGUUAAGUUUGCGGCAUCGCUGUCUCCGUAAACGAGCAAGUGUUGCCAGUUGGGAAACUACUACUACUAUUUUGGUAGUUUUCAGCGUUCACGAGGGCAGCGAUCCAGUGAACCAUAGAUUUCGAUAUAAGCAAAAAUAUGUAUCCAAAAAACUUAGCUAGAUGUCCGUUUUGGUAAGCUCUAUCUUGAGAUGGUGACGCGCUCAACGAUUGAAUUGCUGCGAUCAAUCGCUGCGACUUGUCGCGGACGCGUACGCUCACUUAUCGUAAGAUAUUAAAUGUAAGACAUAAGUGGAAUGUCUGGUUUCUCGAUAAAUUAAAAAAAAAACAUAAUUGUACCUGUGUAGCUAGAUUGAAUUUCCUAAGAUUUCCUCGAAUUUCGGUUAGGACGCUCGACUUGGAUAUUGUUGCGAUUGUUUCGUCCCCUUCGUGUACAUUUGCGAUUAGUCGGCUGUUUCAGUAUUACGGCAUGUUUUUGUGUUCAGUAUAAUUUAAUGUUUUAUGUAUAAGGGAUUAGCUUUGUUACUGUUUUCCACUGUGUUAUCGCCUUCAAAGACGAUUUUUGCCGUUAACGACCUUUUAAACUCUCGACUCUUUUCCUAUAUGUUGGUUUGAAUAAAAUUCAAGCUCGCUUACUAAAUUAAAGCAUUAUUUUGCACAAUUUGAUUUGUUAUCUGUCUUAGUGAACAAUGUAACUGACAAUAGAUUUUAACGAAUUAUGUCUCUGUCGUAACGUAAAUGUUUAGCUUUUUUGUGAUUAUAAUUGUCAUUUUAAAGCAUUAUUUCAAUAUUUAUAAAAUUAUAAAUUGUGCUAAAAUUAUAUGCAUAAUAAUGUACUAUAAAUAAGAAUUGCUUUAAUAGUUAGCAAUUAGAAAAUAACAUUUAAAAUGAAGUUUUGCAAAAAAUAUAACGCACUCUGCAUAUAAGUUCUUGCAAGAGUUUGAUAUUUUUUAAAACUGCAAAAUCUUUGAUUUUAUCAUUCAGAAUCAAUUUUUUACAAAUGGCAAACAAAUUGACUAUAAUUUUUCUCUUAGUUAUAAAUGCAGAUGAUGACUAAGGAAAUAUAUCACUUAUAUUGUUUAAUAAGACAAAUAACGAUCAUAAAUUACUGUACUAUUCGAACUAAUUUGAACGCUUCACUAAUUGUCCAUCUCUGUUUAAUCAUCAUCAAUAAGCAGGAUUUGAAUCCUAGUGUACCUAGUACAUGUUAUUUUUGUUACCACGGCACGUAGUUAAUGCCUGUCGACUAUUCCUUUUGACCCGAAUGGGAUAUAUUUAUAUAAUUUUGUUCCUACACUGUUUUUACUUCAUUAGGGGAGGCGGUAGGGACUCGUUUUAGUACAAACGUGUUACCAUUAUGGCUGUAGGCACGUUCUCGAGUUAUUUAGCGUUAAAAGUAAAGAUAUUUUUUCGAUCAGCCGGGAUAGUGCAAUAGCAUAUAGUUUAGUCACUUUAGGAAUAUAUUAACCAAUUUAUUAACUAGUGUAAUGGAAGUUUAUUACUGGUAACACUGGUUUUCUAUGUAUUUCACACAUUUAAUUUAGAAUGCCAUCUAUUGGUGAAACGAUGGCUAUUAAGUUUGUUUUGAAAUUCCUUUACGAUAUUCAAAUACAAAGAGAACAGUGUUGCCAGCAGUCGUUCUUCGUUGUUAUAUGUACCAAAACUUUCGGGGUUUUUCUUUUUCGUUGUGUACUUAAAUUGCGGGACACCGCGCGGGUGAGAUACCGUAUCCCGACGACCACGGACGUUUUAUAGACUGUAGUAAAAAGACUUGCGCGAAUUUUUUGAUGAUUUUUUCAUGAUUUUGAAGAGAUUUUUUAAUGUUGUGUAUCUUUUUCGAAAUUAGAUGAAAAAGGGCUUUAUAGUGCCUUGAAUGCGACUACGUUUGGCGUACCCCUCCCGAUUUUGGCGUUUCCUUCAUCCAAUGGUUGAAACUGUCGCCGAGAUUCAACGUAAUUGCUCAGUUUACAUGCAUAUAAAGAUUGAAGGAACCAUUUCUGUAACUAUCAUCUAUUGAGCAAAAUCACCACCUGUUAAAAUAAUUGAAGAACUAAUUUCUCGGCUACAUAACACCACCAAUUACAUGACACCGUAAUAUUAUUAAACUUCGACACAUUUUAAAACGUCUGGCAUGCGUUUUUCUCAAACUAAGAAGGUAUAAAAUGGGAUAUUACCCCUCGGGUCAAUUUUGCCUCUCCAAUUGAGCCAAUAGAAGGCUUUUAGCAACGUUUUAUUCUGAAUAUUGCUAGUUGGAUGGGGCAAAACGGACCUCUUUCGAUUUUUCUAAACGAUAAGUAGGUACAAUUUGUAUUAAUACUAUAGAGCAUUUUAGUGAAAUUUUUUGCCAUAAUAUGCACGAGUUGUCGACUUUUUGUGUCACAAAUUCAAAAAUAAUGUUCAACUAACUCAAUUAAAUGUAGACAAAAAGAAAUAUUUGCGAAAUAUUUAUAUUUUCUUAGAAUCUAGUGUAAUAAUAUGUAUUUAUAUUGAUACAAAAAGUCGAGCCAUUCGGUCGUCACGCCGUGACAGAAACUCUUAUAGUUAUAGUGAAAUAUUAAAUAGAUUCAGUAAUAGCAAAUAAUUGAGAUUGCCAACUCGUGGUUCUCUCUUAAUAAAUUAAAAAUUAGAAGUUACCUAGGAGAUAAUUUGGACACGCCUCGAGCGGGCUCCGGUUACACUUAAAACUCAUCCUUCACUUCGCUCAGCACCUCGAUUUAACCGUUCCAACGGUCCAGCUUUAUUUUUCUAUUGCAUUUUUAAAUUUCCACUUUGGUAGAAAUUUUUCUUAUGUGACAACACUUUGGGAAAAUUUUGUUUUUGAAUAUCCUUUGUCUCUGAAUCGAUGUGUGACGUCACUGUUUAUGGUUUGGUUUAUGCUGUUUUCGUGCGUUUGUUGUACUCUACCGUUUAUUUGAAUGAAAUUGCUCAAUAUAUAUAUUUGGUGAAAUUGUUUGGUGCCCCCUAACCCUCCUAGUUGAAAUAAUAAAGAGGUGGGACGCGUGAGUGUUGUUGUGUGGUCGCACUGUCCCAUUUUGUAUUUUUGUAUUUUUAUAAAAAACGACAAUUGUGAAUUCGGAAGUGGUUUUUUUACUUUGCGCGCAACGUUUGUAGCUGAACGCUUGGGUGAUGAUUUGUUUUUGUUUUGUAAUAUAACGGUCGUCACGACCCGAUAACAGAUCUUCAAGGAGUUUCAUCGUCACGGGGUGCCUUCAAUUUUACCUUUUAUUUGUUUUAUAGUAACUACUUGUCCUAAUUCGUAUCGUAGUCCGUUUGUUAUAUGGUCUUGUUAUUCGUUGAAACAUUAAAUGUGAAGGAACGUCACGCAAGUUGCUAGCUAGAAUCGAUAACGGAGAAUGUGAUUCGAGUAGUAACAAUUCCCCUGAUUCCUUGAAGGUCUGUCAAAACCCAGCGAUAAAACUUAAUUGGUGUUUAGAUUAUGACCGAGGUGUUUGGGAUAUUGGUCUCUGCUGAGCUUUCGCAUUGUCUAGCUAAACUAUCGUAGAUCCACUAGACGGAAUCUGGAUUAUUCCUCAAGUUGCCAGUACCUACUAUUUGACAGAAGAUUUGUCAUAGACAAAGCGUUUGGGUUUUUAACGAGCUUUUAUCGAGGACGAAGUCGUCUAACCAAACUGCCUUCUCUCGCAAUCAGAAAGCGAAUGAACAUGUGAUUUUAAUAAUGCUGUCUCAAAUUGAUCCUUAACACGCUUUGUUUAAGAUGUGAUCUUGAAUACAAGGCACUGGAGGAGAUUAUUCGUCGAGCACUGUUGAUUCGUAGCCGACGGUUUGAAUGUGUUGUCUAGUUUAAUUGAAACAUGGGAGGAGAUUUCCUAUUAUUUUUAGCCCUCGAUCAAAAGCAAUGUUCUCGAAUAUGACUAUUAAUUAUUUCUAUGUUUUUCGGAGUUUCUUAAUGUCUUAGUAAAAGUUGCAACUAUGAUAAAUAUGUAUGGAAUAAAUCCAUUUUGGUCGGGGGAGUGUAAUUUAAUUUUAUAUAACUUCUUUCGCUCCGCAACGUUUUGUUUUGAUACGAUUUAGUUGAUUUGGACACGUUUGUGUUUAGAGAGGAGGCUUUUUUAGUUGAACGUAUUGCUACAUGCGGAGCGGCAGUUCUCUAUUCGUUUGUUAGUUUGUAGGUUGUUUUGCUUUCUUGUUUAUACCGCGAUGCGGCUCUGUUCUUGUUGUAAGUUGUUUGUUUGUGCUAAUAAGCGUGUGUGCUAGAUACAUUUUUUUUUCCUUUUAGACGGUAAUGUUGACGUUCAUAUCACUUGCGACGCACCACGGGGGGGCAUUGUCACUCUUUUAAUAAAUGUUUAUAAGUGUACAUUUUUUUGUGAGAUUUGUACUCGACGAUGUAGACUUUGUAUUGUUGUUGUUGAUGGUGAUCUGUCGACCCCUCGUCGUUCCCGAGUGAGUUUUUUUCGCACUUUAUCACUUGCAUGUAUAUAGUGGUUCGUACGUUGAACUUUCUUAGUGAAUAGAGAAAAUUUUGAAAAAUCCCGCAAAAAAAGAAACUUUUUUUACGAUUUGCGGCGGCGGAGCGUGUUAGAGGAGUUUUCGUCUUAGCGUUCGCACGCGACGGCGCCAUGUAAAUUCGUGCUAGGGUCUCUAGUGAAAUUGUUGCUUCGCUCGCUGUAAGCGCGUCGACUAGUCCCCCUUGAAGGAAUGUCCGCUUUAACACUGCAUCCAUUUUGACCUCGGCAAUAUAAAAUAUGGGUACAAAAAUGGUCAAUAGUGUCAAAUAAAGCAACAGGGCGCCCAAUCAAGUGGCAAACGAAUUCUUUUCUAGAAACAUUUACGCUACCGCAUAUGAAAAACGAGACAGUGCAUCUGGUCUUUCACUGUUUAUAACGCGAAUCGGGAUAGGCUCGUUUGUUUUCUUUAAAACCGUAAACAUAUUUAGAACAGGAAUCGUUUACAGGCAUAGUUGCACUAUGAAACUAGUCGAUGAUUACCGCAAGCGAACUUAAUUAUUACAUAAUUUUAAAAUAAUAGCAAAAGUAGAGCAAUUGAUCGAAUACAUUACCUAGUUAUGUAUAAUGUAUGAGAAAUAGUACCUAAAUAUUUGAAAUCGUUGCUAGACAAUAUUAUUUUUAAAGAUUUCCUAUGCACCGGCGUCGGUUUUUUUAUAUUCACGUAUGUGUGUCACGUGCUCUCGAUGCUCGAUCCUGACCACACGAUGGUGCAUUGAAAUUAUUUUUUUAAUAGACUUUUAAGCGGCUCCACGCAAGUCCUAAAUGCUAACAUUGGAUUUCCUUCCUACUAGUGGGAGUCGAACGCAACUAUUAUUUAAAUUGGUUUGAAAUAAGAUUUAUAUAUUUUUAUAGGCAGUUGUUUCAGUGACAUGUUGUAUGUAAUCAAUUUUUUAAAUUCGUAAUUCGAAUUUGCUACUCUGUUGCUCGUUUAAUCGCGUCCCGCUCGGUUCGACCGUUUUGCGUUCGGUGUAGACUUGCGACACGUGUUCGAAAUUACCGCUCGUUUCCGAAUUGCGCAGUGUCGUUGUCUUCAGAAUGUCGCGAGUCUACUCCGGGCUUAAACUUGCGACUUUUAGUGACAGCUUUAGUGAGAAAUAAUUAAGAUUAAUUUUAAGCUUUGUUUUAGAAUUAAGCACACUGCGAUGACAUACACCUAUAGUUUGGAAACGUACCUUUGUCAUGGCAUUUGAAGCGGCCGAGUUGAGCGGACGCAAGCCACUUUUUUUUUUUUAAAUGGAAAAUGAAAUAUUUUGUGAAUUUACGCGAAAACUGUUUCUCUCUGCUUUUGUAAAAGGUAGCCGGAUUGUUUAUUAUUUUAGACUAUUGUGAAAAUAUUAAAAUGAAUUUGAAAUCUUUCUCCUGUGUUUCAUCUUGUAGUUUUGUUUGGGAUAGUGCAAUUGAUUUUUUUUCGGGCUACCACACAAAUAUAUCGGUAAAUUAGUUCACAUAAUUGUCACUACUUGAGACAAGAUUAUCAUCAAUUACAGUCGUAGACUACAAAAGUCACCCACUUGCGGUGGUAGCCCGCGUGCUUUCUUGAAUCUUGUGUUGUCACACCCUAUUUUUUUAAGUACAUUUUUUUGCUACGUCUCCAUUUGACCAAAGACGACUACCAAAAAGACAAGGGUCAGCUUUCAGCGCCCAGUGAUUCCUAUAUUUACUUAAUUCUGGAGAGUGGCUUCAGCCGAAGAAUACGUGCGUUUUGACACACUUUAAAAUGAAGCGGCUCGCUUACUGGAAAAUAACGAAGAAUCUGCGUUCUUUUUAGAACAAAGGAGAUUGUCACAGCCCGCUGAAGCCUUUAUUUACUGCAGAGUGGGUUGCUUCAUUGCUAAAGUCAUAGACUCAUGUAUUUCAGGCUCAAACUGAGCUUUUGUAAUUAAUAUAUUUAUAUCACCCAUUUGUUUUGAUGUAUUUUUGAAGUUAUUCCUAUUUAUUUAUUUUUUACUGGAUUUUUGUAUAACUUUUUUUAUUUAACUAGUAGUUAUUAUAUUCACUGUAGUUAGUUGUUUAUAUUUUUAUUAUUAGUGUUAAUCGUUUUUUCAGUAUUUUCCGAUAAGUAAUUUUACACUGCAAUUUAGACUAAGCUUUCGCCAAUAUAAAAAGUUAAACAAUGCACAUUGGCCAUAAGGAAAUAAAUUUAAGUAUAUAUAUGUAUAUUUAAUGACAUUUGAUGAAAAAUACUAGAAAAAAAAAUGUAAAAAAACCUGUUUCUGUCAAUAAAAUACUGCAUCGCAACGUAGAUUCGAAAUUUCUAAUCAGAGCUUUACCGGUGUAAGUGUAUUGUUUUAGUUGUUUUCUUUUUUAUAUAAUAAAUAAUAUUACCGUACAUUUUUUAUAUAUUUAUGUAAAAACUUACUAGGCAUAAACUAUGUAGUUUGAAUUUACCUGUGUUUACAUUAUUUUUUAUCGAGAGUGAAUUAUAUUUUUUUCUUGUUUGAAGUAAUAGAAUUAAUUAUAGCGUUAAAUACUUGUGGGGAAUCGGUGGAUCAAAGUCUUAGAGAGUUACGUUGGUGGUUAGUCGGCCCGCAGACAGACGACGCGUCGAGUUGCGACCACCAUUAGCGUCUCUAGUUAGUGUCCGAGAGUCGCCCGUCUGUUACAGUCACAAGCCGCUGCCUCCAACGUAAACCUCGAAAUGUUAUCUUUUUACGAUUUCCCUUUGUAUUGCGUUUGUGCUAAGUUAGGUUUUCAGAUAACAGCUCGACGCACACGAGCGACUUUUUGUCGCCGUUAAAAAGUUAACACGACGAAUCGUGGACUGUUUAUGUGAGAUCUCCUUGUAUAAACGCGUUGACGCCGAUCCCACAAGUUCGUAGGUAUUGUUUAAAAUUGAAAUACUUGAAUUUUUAUAUGAAUUUUAUUAUUAUAAUAUGGUAUUUUACUAAAUAUUAGUCCAAUAUUAAAUCUUUA